GGCACCCGCUCUAAAAAUACUACAACUGUACCAAAUCCUAAAAAUACCAAACAAAACAUACAAGUACAAGCGCUGAGUAGUCGAGUUAUCGAAAAAUUUACAUUUCUAAUUUACGUUGUCACUUGCAAAUCUGCAAUUAAGCAAAGUUUUCGCACAAAUACUGGAAGGCACAUGGCCUGAUCUCAGUUCUGCUAAUCUGCAGACGACGCUCCUAAAUAAUACCCAGACAUCGCCAUCUAUACAGACAUCCUAUCGUGUACGCACGGAGCUACAAUGGACAUUGACUGGCAGAAUGGUAUGACCGAGAUGAAGGACCGCGGCCAGUAUCUGCUGCACUCGGAGAAGUGGGCUGACUGCCGCUUCCUGGUGGGUUCGGUGCCGAACCAGCGGGUGAUUGCCGGCCACAAGCUGCUACUUGCCAUGGCCUCGCCGGUGUUUGAGCGUAUGUUCUACGGACAUUUGCCGGACAAGACUGACCCAAUCGUGAUACCGGACGUGCAGCCUGAGGCAUUCGAGGCAUUGUUGGAGUACAUAUACACGGACCGCAUCACCAUCGGCGGCUUCGACAAGGCCUGCGAGCUGUGCUAUGUGGCCAAGAAGUACAUGCUACCGCAUGUGGUUACGCGUUGCACGCACUUCCUCUGGGCGGACCUUAGUCCGAAGAACGCCUGUCGCGCCUACGAGUUCGCCAAGCUGUUCGACGAGCCGCGGCUGAUGCAGAGCAGCAUGGACCUUAUUGCGGCCAACACCCGCGAGGUGCUCUCCGAUCCCAGCUUUCUGGAUAUCGAGGUCUCAACGCUAAUGGCCAUUCUGGAUCAAAACCGCCUCAAUAUUGACUCCGAGCUGGAUUUGUUCAACUGCCUGCUCAAGUUUGCCAGCGAACGGGGCAUUCUGAAUGAGAGCGAAGGCGGGCAAGAGGAUGCUGGUGACCGCGACGGCGAGGCCAGGCUAGCUAAAGAGUCACCAAACUAUUCUGGCGGUCAUGUAAUGGUCGAGGAGAUAAAGAUGGAGCCCGAUGUAGCGGCUAUGGUGCAGCACAUGCAUCAGGACGAUGAGGGCGACAACUUUGAGACGGACUCCGGCAUGGCCUCCACUUCCACUUCGGCGGCUGCUGCAGCCGCCGCUGCUGCAGCUUCUGCCGCUGCCGCCCCAAAAGCCAUUGCCCCUGUCUCUGUAUCUGGCUCGCCGCCCCUGGACGUGGCAACCGGCUCUAAUGACUUGGUUAUCAUUGAUAGCGACGCCUCUGGCGAUGCCGCUGCAAACAUGAUCAACAUUAUGGACGCUCAGCGUACCAUUCUUGAUAGCGCCAUGCUGCGCCAGGCAGUGAAGAAGAUCCGCUUCCUUACUAUGACGCCGCAACAGUUCGCUGAAGGACCGGCGCGCUCCAAACUUCUGCAACAGCACGAGGCGCUGGCUAUUCUCAUCAAGAUCUCCAGCCCCACACUUAAUGACUGUCACAUGCCCGAGGGCUUUUGCGUGUCGCGCAGCACGCGCAACUUCUACGAGUUGGGGCACCGGCAUGGACAGCGGGAACUGUCCUCCUCAUCCUACCGUCACACUGGCCCUGGACUCCCUCCUGCCGGUGUUUGCUUCCCAAUUCAGGGACCGACAGUACGUAGUGGAGGGGGCGGCGGUGGUGGUGGUGGCAAUGGCGGAGGCAUGAUAAUGGGCAAUGCACCGCGCUUUGGAUCCAUCAGCGCCGGAUUUGGCUUCGGUGGCGAAGACUUGGGAAUGCGUGCCCCAGAACCCGUGGGCGUUCCAGAGCCGGCACCGGCGCCUGCCACACUACGCUGCUUCGGCGAUGCCUACGAAGGCGGAGCAGCUGCCCCGGCGUCUGGCAGUGAUAACGAGGGCAGUGGAGGAGGAGGCGGACCGGCAGCACCUGGAUCGGCGGCAGCUGGAGGCGCUGGUGCAGCCGCUGGAAACUCGCACAACGACAUGGUGCGCGCAUACUGCUUGCGCUCCCUGAACCGCCAGUUUGACUUCCGCAACACGAGCGUAACAGAUGCAGGCGUUACCUUCCAAGUGGACACGAACAUAUGGAUCCUCGGCGUACAGGUGCCCACGCGAGUGCUGUGCGGUGAGUUGAUGACCUCGGCCGGCUUCACGGAGCGCUAUACGGAGGUGCUGUACGCCCACAUUCAGGACAUGCAUGGCUCACGAAUCACAUACACACAUUGCACGGCCCGCGUGCGUUACGAUUCGCUGCUGGACAUCACCUUCGACCGACCCGUAUACAUCUAUCGCAAUCAGAUUUACAAGAUCUACGUGGUGUUCAACAAGACCGGCUGGUAUCCCAUGUACUCAUGCGUGCCUGACGCCAACUGUAACCGUGUCAAGUUCAUGUUCAAUGUGGGCAAUCCCACGGAGUCCGUGCGCGACGGCCUCAUCUACGCGAUUAUCUUCUCCACUCCCCAGGACCACAACCGUCACCUGGUGGACUAAAUCCGUAGCAAUACCUUAGCCUUAAUUGAUUUAUGUAUUUUCGAUGUGAUAGAUUUAUGUUGAUUAGCCAUGGAAAUCGAUGGAUCUGCAAGCUAAACUUGACCCAAUGCAUUGGGAGAAGGGAGCCACUUCCGCAAUCUUUUGUACAUCGAAUCGUAUUAAUCGAAAUACUGUAUUUAUGCAUAUUUGUAAAAACUUUUUUUAACCGAAAAAUAGUUUCAUAUCUCUA
This is a messenger RNA of Drosophila serrata, 2674 nucleotides long. RefSeq lists its product as uncharacterized. Gene Ontology annotation, cellular component: P-body; cytosol. The record is from RefSeq and is a predicted model, not a curated record. Gene Ontology annotation, molecular function: protein binding. Lineage: Eukaryota; Metazoa; Arthropoda; Insecta; Diptera; Drosophilidae. Gene Ontology annotation, biological process: neurogenesis.